Aureobasidium uvarum is the source of this 354-nucleotide messenger RNA. The record is from the annotation of a GenBank genome assembly. NCBI's taxonomy places the organism in Eukaryota, Fungi, Ascomycota, Dothideomycetes, Dothideales, Saccotheciaceae.
AUGCACAACCUGUAUCCAGUAGAAAUCUUAUCGCUGGCACUUCGAGCUCGAGGUAUGGGUGUCUAUUCUUUCAUCCAGGGUGCAGCAGGAAGCGUCCAGAACUAUGGCAUCGCGGUCGAUAUCGACAAGCUCGGAUACAAAAUUUGGGCCGUCUAUGUUGUGUACAACACUCUGCAGCUCAUCGCGUCAUAUUUCGUUUUUCCAGAAACAUAUGGGUUGAGCUUGGAGGAGAUUGACGUAGUGUUCGAGACACCUGGUGUCAAUCCAGUCAAGAUCAGUUUGAAUAUUCAGAAGGCCAAGAAGCGACGAGCUGUGCUAGAAGAAGAGGUUGACACGGUUGGUGCGAAAGCUUGA